Molecule: messenger RNA, 3117 nt
Organism: Triticum dicoccoides
Lineage: Eukaryota; Viridiplantae; Streptophyta; Magnoliopsida; Poales; Poaceae
Exons: 12
Coding region: 1-2721 (906 amino acids)
Biological process (GO): translation
Cellular component (GO): ribosome
Molecular function (GO): RNA binding; structural constituent of ribosome
Source: RefSeq, a predicted model, not a curated record
AUGACUUACUCCACACCGCCAAAGGAGGAGGCAAAAUGGUGGCUGCCCGUCGGAUUGGCCUUCACCGCCUGGGCGAACGCAGUAGCCACCGCGUAUUCCAACGACUUCGGCGGCGACGGCGGUUGGGGAAGAGGCAGCGCGCUCGACGGAUUGGAGCUCCCGCAGAACUCCGGUGGAUCUCCAGCACUGCCGCCCGGAGCAUCCCCACCGGCAGCAACUCCCCCGCCGCCGUCCACACCACUAGGUUUCGUCGUCGCCAUGGAUUGGAGCUGGAGGGAGAGGACGGAGCAGAUCUGGUCUGGUCGGGCGCCGUCGUGCUUCUCCGUUUCCAAUGGCGAGGCGGAUACCUUUACACAGGAGAUAGAGAAGCAUAUGAUUGCUGCCUUCUCUGUUUUGGAGCUACGUCUCACAACCAAUGGCCAUGUUUAUGGAGCAUUUGUGUUUAAACUCUUUGGGAUGGAUCAAAUUCAUUGUGUUAUGCAGAAGCUUAAGAUCUUCCUGCAGAUAUCAGUGGAGGGGCGACAGCCCAUGUUCUCCCCACUGAAACUCCACCACUGCCCACUAGAUUAUCACUGUGAUUCUUCAGACUGGAGGUCACAAACUAUCUCCUUGACUGCUCUUGAAGAAGUGGAGAUCAACGGCUUCGAAGGAGCAGAACAUGAGUUUGAUUUAUUGAAACUGAUACUUAGAUCUGCACCAAUUCUUAAGAAAAUGACUGUGAAGCUUUCAGAGGAAGCCUCAUCAAGUACGGAUGGAUGCGCAAAAAUAUACAACAUCCUCAAGGCUUGUUCUUCCGUGGAAUUCUAUAUUUAUCAUGGCUCUGGUGAUCUGAACAGCGAGGUGGUGUUGGGCUCUGUGGCGGUGGCUCCAGUUAGCGGCGACCUCAUCUUCUCAUCCUCCUCGCGGUGGAGGCGCGUCGACGUGCUGCUUUGGCGGUGGAUCAGGGCGACGUGCCCUGAUCCGGUGGGUGUCGGCCAUCAGCGGGAUGCAACAGCGCUGGCUAUUCGGAGCCGUGCGAGUGGCUGCUUUGGUCGGCUCUCGGCUGCGAGGGAAUUGGAGUUGCUACUCCCGACCUACAUGGCCCGCCAGGCGUCACUGCUCGGUCGGGGCGGUGCUUUGAACGAACGGAACGGAACAAACCCCAUCGCCAUGGCCGCCGCCGCCGCCGCCGCCGCGAGGUCGCGCGCCACCGCCGCCGCCGCGUGGGCUCGCCUGCUCUCCCACCGCCACGUCGCCGCCGCCGGCGCGUCCGGAUCGCUGCCCCACCUGGCAGGCCCGCAGAUCGCGCCCCAGCGCCGCCACUUCGCCUUCUCCUCCGUCUCCCCCGGCGCCGGCGGCGGGGGCAGGGACAAGGAGCCGCUGUUCACCGAGCAGACCGUCUACGACCUGCUGUUCCAGCUGGAGCGGGAGCGGCAGAAGGAACGCGAGGAUCGGCGCAAGGCCGGGGCCGGCGGCGGCGGCGAGAAGGGGGACGAGGGGGAGGAGGAGGAGGAGGAGGACUUCAUGGGCGUGAAGCCGCUGAUCGAGAAGCUGGAGCGGCGGAACGCCAAGGAGGCCAACCUCCCCGACGAGUCCUUCCUGGAGCCCAGCGACUCCGAGUCCGACGAGGACGACGAGCGCUUCUCCUCCGACUCCAUCCGCCGCCGCGUCGACGAGUUCGACCGCAAGUGCAAGCGCCAAUCCGAGCUCCUCCGCUCCUUCGCCGAGGCCGAGACCCUUGAUGAUGCUCACAAGAUCAUGACGAAGAUCGACAAGUUCGAGCAGCGCCAUCUGAGCCUGCCGCUGGAGUACAGGGUCAUCGGGGACAUGAUGAACCGCCUCAAGGACUCCACGGGGAAAGAGCGCUUCAUCCUCCUGCAGAAGCUGAACCGGGCCGUCAGGCUCAUGGAGUGCAAGGAGGCAUACGACCCCAGCAACCCCGCAAACUUCGGGCUUAUCCAGCACCAGCAGGUCGACUCUCCAGACGAUGUGAUUGAUAACGCUGGCUUCGACAAGGAGAAGCAGAUGAUCCAAGGAGAGAGCCUCGAUGACGAGGAUGAGGAGUUCAAUGAAGACAAGGAGAAGGACGAUAUGCUCAUCGAGAAACUAAAUGCUAUUGAGAAGAAGAUCGAGGACAAAUUGGCGGACCUGGAUCAUACGUUUGGUAAGAAGGGCAGGGUUUUGGAAGAGGAAAUAAAGGAUCUGGUGGAGGAGAGGAACUCCCUGACGGACAAAAAGAGGAGGCCUAUGUACAGAAAAGGUUUUGAUGUGAAGGUCAUUGAUGUUAAUCGGACAUGCAAAGUUACAAAGGGAGGCCAAAUAGCAAAAUACACAGCAUUGUUGGCAACUGGAAACUACCAUGGUGUUGUAGGUUUUGCAAAAGCUAAAGGUCCAACAGCAAAGAUUGCAAUACAGAGGGCCUAUGAGAAAUGCUUCCAGAACCUACAUUACAUGGAGCGUUAUGAGGAGCACACAAUUGCUCAUGCAAUUCAGGCCAAAUAUGAGAAAACAAAGAUCUACCUCUGGCCCGGACCAAUGAGGAGCGGGAUGUGCGCCGCCGGCAGGACUGUCGAAACUGUGAUGUAUCUAGCCGGGUUUAGCAAUGUCAAGUCAAAGAUUAUCGGAUCGAGGAGCCCGCUCAACGUUAUCAAGGCUCUCUUCAUAGCACUGAAUGCCAUUGAAACGCCCAAGGAUGUGGAGCAGAAGUUUGGACGGACUGUUGUGGAGUCGUACUUGUUGUAGCGAGGUAGUCAUCUGUUUCUGUUUGUGGAGAUCACGUCACGUCGGGCCUGCUGGAGUGGCAAGGGAAGACCGAAAGGAGGAGCCGGUGGCAGAUCCGACCAUGAGACCUCUGUUUGCAUCCGUGAUCCCAACUAUUUGUUUGUCCUGCGACCGGUCCCCUGUUAACCGGGUACUGUAAUAUUUUGAACUGAUCAAUGCAUAGUGUAACCAGAUAGCAGGUGGUCAUAUUUACUUGGCAAAUAGAAUGAAGGCCACGUUUGGUCGCUGUUUAUUUGGUUUUGUUAGCAGAUAUUAUGCAAUUCUGUCAUGGUGGCCUGCCUGGUUGCUUGGGAGGUUAGAUCUUAGAUGGAUCCAAACUUGGUAGAAUGAAUAAAAACCCUUGGUCUCUUGUUCUUC